Molecule: messenger RNA, 612 nt
Organism: Cooperia oncophora
Lineage: Eukaryota; Metazoa; Nematoda; Chromadorea; Rhabditida; Trichostrongylidae
Source: the annotation of a GenBank genome assembly
AUGAAGCGUUUGGUGUUUUUAUUGUUUUGCGUUUACCUGUGCCGAGGAAUUUCUGCCUCCGAAGCAGACUUGCUCGCUGCAUUGAAGGCUGAGGAGAUCCCGUUGGAAGCGCAAGUGCUGACCGGUGAAAAGCUCGUCGAGUACCUUAAGAAGAGGCAAAAUCUAUUUGAGGUUGAAAUAACACCAAAUAGUCAUAACUUCAGAAGUAGGUUAAUGGAUUUGAAGUUCAUCAAUCAGAACAAGAACCCUGUUGUCGAUGACCCGCACGACAACGGCGAGGACAUCCCCGGAACCGGCUCUCUUGUCAGCCUCACCGGCCGUUCCUUAAAAAAUCGUUUCGGAUUUCUUUGUGACUAUAGCUCUCGCGGGCUCCAGUUCAGGCUCCUCGACAAGAAAGGGUCACUCCGGCCUGUACCUGUUUCUGUCAUAACCGCAUUUACAGCUUUGAUGGUCGAAAAGUGUGGGCCAAUUGCACGUCACUCUUUUACAUCCGUGACCAAGCAAACUGUGGCUCAUGCUGGGCCGUCUCCACGGCAGCUGCGAUAUCCGAUCGCCUAUGCAUUCAUUCCAAAGGAAAAAUACAGGUGCAAAUCUCAGCUGCAGAGUUGGUAG